Molecule: messenger RNA, 674 nt
Organism: Coccomyxa subellipsoidea C-169
Lineage: Eukaryota; Viridiplantae; Chlorophyta; Trebouxiophyceae; Coccomyxaceae
Exons: 5
Coding region: 197-532 (111 amino acids)
Source: RefSeq, a predicted model, not a curated record
CUGAAGAGCUGAUUUGAUUCUCGGGAUGAUUUCUGGGGCGAUCGCACCGCAGAUACCCUUGAGGUGCCAACUGCCUUUUACGACAGCCAUCAGGAAGAAUGGCCUUUGUGGAGGUCGAUGCGCACGCAUGCAGAGACUAAGAUUGAAUGCUUCUUUGCCCGAGGAUCAGGUCCAGAAAAGCCUAUCUUUCGUGGCCAUGAACAACUUCAAGGUGAAACCAGAGAGCUGCACAGACUUCGAGGAUGUCUGGAAGAACCGUAAGAGCACCUUGUUGGAAACCCCAGGAUUCAUUCGAUUCGCCCUGUUGAAAGGAGACGAAGAGGGGGAGUACAUCAGUCAGAGUGUUUGGGCGACGCGGCAAGACUUUCAAAACUGGAGGGACAGCCAGAAAUUUGCACAGGCGCAUGGUGGGGGCGGGGACGAGGGAAAGCCUGUGGGCUCUGCAGCACCCAAGACAAAGGAAAUGCUGAUGGGGCCCCCACAGCCCAAGUUCUACGAGGCAGUGACGCUCACAGAGCAGACAUUCUUCUGAUGAUCAUGACCUGGUUUGAUUAUGGCAAAUCUGGAGCGGCAAAUGUCAUGGAGAUUCAGCUGAGACAUUACAAUGCUUUAUGCCCUUGCAUUGCAACAUAAUGCGACCAUUGUUGACAGGCGGUUCAAGGGCAUGCAAUGAG